CGUGAAAAAGUCAGAACUUACAUUUAAAUAUUUAAAAUAAAAUAUAACUAAAUACACAGUGGACAGUCCAUAUUCUAUAGUUUGUGUCCAUGUUGAUAAUUGCUUUCAAUUUCAUAAAUAUUAAUUUUCGGGCUCGCAUCAAGUGAACAACCGUUAUAUCAGCCAUAUUCUUUUUCUGCGUCUCUGUAUUCACCGAUUGUCGAAAAUUCAGAAAUUGCAUUUAAAUUAAAAUAUAACUGAGUGCAGUUACUCAAAAUACAGUGCGUAGUGCACAUUCUACAAUUUCUGUCCAUCGUGAUAUUUGCUUCCAAUUUCAUACAUAUUUUUUCGGGCUUGUGUCACGUGAACAACCGUUAUAUCGGCCAUAUUCUUUUUCUACGUCUUCUUUGUCUCUUACUUCAGAAACGUUCUCUCUGUGCAUCACGGGUAUUCGCAACCAUCAUGGAUAUAGACAUUAAUAAACUGCUGUGCACAAUUUGCGGCAUUUCUGCAAAUUUAAUGUGCCAGCGUUGCGGAGAGCCCUACUGCAACGACGUGUGCCAGCGCAAAGAUUGGCAGCGUCAUAAGUAUAUUUGCACCUUGAUGCCCGCUUUAGUGAGCAUAAGGCCCAUCAAACCAAUGGCGACUGUGGCGCACGAUAUGGCUGCUGCCCACAACGUAAUGAUUCCAAAGGAAUAUCCCAAUGAACAGUUGGCAUCUAUGGUAAGGAAAUUGUCAUUUGGAGAAUCAAGCGGAAGUCAGUGGAGUCAAGAAUGGCGUAAUUCUAUGAUGCCGUCAACAAAUGAUUUCUUCGAGUGUCGCGUCACUUGCAUGGAACCGGAAGGGCCCAUUUGGGUAAUGGAUGUGGCCAAUAUUGACAGCCUGGAGCGUCUGACCAACAACAUUGCGCGAAGCAUGCAACAGCAGAAAUCGUUCUCAAUUCACGAUCUAUCUACAGGCAUCUUGGUUGGCGCCGCUGUUGACCACAAAAUGUAUAGGGCUGAGGUGUUGAAGGUGAAUGUGUCCGCUGAAUAUGCUGACGUGCGUCUCAUAGACUACGGCACAGUGGUUUCUUGCAUGUCGCAGAACAUUUAUCGGGCAGUGCAGCGAAUGUCGCAAUACAAAGCUCAUUCAUUCCGGGUUAAACUGCCCAACAACAAGGGCGUGCAGAUCAACAAGAAUCUGACUUUGCGUUUGCUGGGUAGGAAGACAGUCGAUGGUAUAGAGCAGGCAGAACUGAAGCAGAAAUUGAUGGUUCCCCUUUGCUUACCCUUUGAAUUGAUGGCUGUGGAACCGGCAGUGAGGGUCGUAAAGAUUCUUCAGCGUAACGUAUUGCUCGAGGAACCGCAAGUAGCUUUGCUGCAACUCAAAGCAAUGAGUAAUAUAAAUGAUGAGCUAAACGCCAGCCUGAAGAAUUUGCCUGGCGAGGUAUUUAAGGAAAUCCCUUCACAGAACGCGUCGACCAUCCAUAUGGCAGCUCGCACUAAUCAAGGCUAUCGGCGUGCUCUACUGAUAGACCAUAUCGAGGAGCCUAGGUUGUUUUUGGUUUACGAGAUGGACGAGGGAUGCAUUUCUUUGACUAGCGAGGUGUGCCACAUUCCCAGUAAGUUAGUCGGCCUACCAUUGCGCGUGUUUUCCGUCACCCUCGAAGAUAACCAGGCAGGCACCUUAGAAAAUCACUUAAAGCAGUGCGGUCCGGAUCUAUCUAUUAAGUUUAACAAUGACAGCCUGAUGGGGAAGGAGAAAGACAAGCUGCGCACUGCAAGGGCAGCGCUGUACUCGAAGAAUAAGCAGGUGUGCGCGGUGCGCGCAAGGUCCUUCCUGGGCCUAAUAAACCUAAUCGGACUCAAGUAUUGGCGGCAGCCCAUUGAAAAUGACGACUUGGUGUAUAUCUCGCACAUUGUUAACUACAAGGAGGUCUGCAUUAGCUCUGUGCACUGCAAGCAAUACGGAAAUAUAUUCAAUAGCGUGGAAACCAAAUGUCUGCCAGUCGACGACUUUAAAGAGAUACGCAUUGGAGACGUUGUACUUGUUGUAUGCACCAGUCGUUGCAACUACCGGGCCGAGAUUGUUUCUUUAGACAACACUAAGUUUGGUGUUCGAAACAUCGACACUGGCUCCAUGCAUCUCGUGGUAGGCGCCAAUCUACGCAGGCCUUGUCGAUUUGUUGAGAAUCUACCUGUUAGCCACUGCCGAGUCAAAAUUAAAACCAUCUGCAACAUACCGCCAGAAGCAGUGCCGCCGAAUUCAGUUGCCCUACAGAUACUGAAGAGGCUGUAUGAAAAUAAUAUGGAAAUGCUUGUGAAAUUUGAUAUUUCCGAUAGAAAUACUGUCGAUUUGAUUGAUUUAACGGCCGAGCCGCAUUCAUUGAUGACUCGCAUGCUUCCAGUGUUGUUUACUCCUACUGCAGUCGAGCUAAACCCGGCUGAGGCCUUACCAGGUUUAUCCACUAUGGAGCAAGACCUAAUGAAAUCCUCAGCCACUUUGAAUGAGGACUUUCCUGAGGUGUCUGCAAUUGAGCGAGAGCUACUCAAAUCGUCAGUUACUCAAAAUGUUGAGGUGGCUAGUCUACCUCCGUUGCCACUUUCACCACCAACUUCACCACCGACUGACAAGAGUGAGAAUAGUGAGAAGUCCCCUAAGCAGGUCCAACGGUAUUACUUCAAUGACCUGGAACGUCGUCUCUUGCCCCUGGGCGAGAAUAUGGAAGUUAUAAUUUUAAAUGCUGUUGGAUUGGAAAACUUGGGAUACGUUACAGCUUGUUUCUUCGACAGCGAGGAGGAGGCUGAACGUCUGCAGAACUUUCUUAAUCUUGUUGCCCAGCUUGGAAGUGACGACGAUAAACUGAAGCCUGGCUUUUUACCUGAGGUUGGUGAGUUGUGUCUUACCUUGUAUUCAGAAGACAAUUCCUGGUACCGAGGUAUUUGCAAGCGGAUUACUGGGAAAAAAGCUUCUAUUUUGUAUUGUGACUUUGGAAACGUAGAACUGGUUCCCGUAGAACAGAUCAAACCAAUUUCAAGCGAACUUCUUCACUGUGUGUAUGCCACAAAAUGUUUCAUCGAUGGUUUCGAUAAGGACAAACCUUUUGUGCAUCUUGAGAAGUAUCUAGCCGAUGCAAAUAAGAUUUUGUGUGAUGUGCUCGAAGGACCGGAGCCAAACUCACGCACCCUUAAAAUUCCGAUAUUGAAUGAAAUAUUGUCGAAGGAGCUGAUUUAAACUACUCCGUAUCUAUCUUACAAACUUAUCUUAUGGAUGCUAUGGAAAAGCCUUAAUUAUGUUUAUAA
This is a messenger RNA of Drosophila arizonae, 3263 nucleotides long. RefSeq names its product Kotsubu (gene Kots). Gene Ontology annotation, biological process: spermatogenesis; piRNA processing; P granule organization. Gene Ontology annotation, cellular component: P granule. NCBI's taxonomy places the organism in Eukaryota, Metazoa, Arthropoda, Insecta, Diptera, Drosophilidae. The record is from RefSeq and is a predicted model, not a curated record.